Messenger RNA from Trachemys scripta elegans, 1743 nucleotides. RefSeq names its product cilia and flagella associated protein 36 (gene CFAP36). Gene Ontology annotation, cellular component: axoneme; ciliary base. The record is from RefSeq and is a predicted model, not a curated record. The coding region runs from base 585 to 1667 and encodes 360 amino acids. Lineage: Eukaryota; Metazoa; Chordata; Testudines; Emydidae. The transcript has 10 exons.
CCAAGCGCUCAGGGAUCGUUCAAGCCAGCCGCAGAAGAGCCUGGGAGGACAGGGGGAAACACCUCCCCCGGGCCCGGGAAGCGACGGCCGCUGCAGAGCUCCAGGGGCAGAACCUUCGGAUAAAGCAGGGCGACCCACCCUCGCAUGGCUGUUCUUGCAGUCCAGGAGCAGCACCAGGACCAGGGUGGCCCACGGGUUCAACACUCCUCCGCUCCUCGGGCCUUGCGCUCCCGCGCGCCCCCAGCGCCAGCGCGUAGCCUCGCAACCGGAGACCAGCCUGGCUGCUUCCCAUGGGCUCCUGGCCCUGAGGCGCGGCCCCGACGAACGUUCUGUCCGCUCAGUGCCUCUCUCCCACCUGGACCGUGCCACAGUGACGCUGCUGCCGCGCGCUUCACACCCGUUUAACACAAGGAAGAAAGCGCGCGACGGGCUCGAAUGCUCCACGGAGCGCGCGCUCCCUGUGUGACAACCGUUGCGAUAGUGACCUAACGAAGCCCUAACCGCCGCCGCAACUCUACCCGGGUCUUCCUGUGUUCCCCCGGAGCUUGUGCGCGGGCAGUCGGCCGCGGCCUGGACCCGCCCCGAUGGCGGCGGAGGGAGAGGCGGACGUGGAGUGGGUGGUAGACAGCAUCGCCGGCUUUCUGCGCGGGCCCGCCUGGUCCAUCCCCAUCCUGGAGUUCCUGGAGCAGAAAUGCGCAGUUUUUGAUGAUGAAGAAGAAAGCAAGUUGUCCUAUACAGAGAUUCAUCAGGAGUACAAAGCUCUGGUUGAAAAACUGCUAGAAGGUUAUCUUAAGGAAAUUGGAAUUAAUGAAGAGACAUUUCAAGAAGCGUGUUCAUCUCCUCUUGCGAAGUCACAUACUUCACAGGCCAUUUUGCAACCAGUGUUGGCAGCAGAAGAUUUUAGAUUAUUUAAAGAAAUGAUGGUACAGAAAAAUAUUGAAAUGCAGUUGCAAGCCAUUAGAAUCAUUCAAGAAAGAAAUGGUGUGCUACCUGACUGUUUGACAGAUGGUUCUGAUGUGUUCACUGAAAUUGAACAACAAGAAAUGAAAAUACUCAGAGAGGUUCUUAGGAAGUCUAAGGAAGAGUAUGAAAUGGAGCAAGAAAGGAAAAGGUCUAAAGAGACGCAUGAUAAAUUGAAGUCAUCAGAUGUUACAUACAGCUGUCCCGGAUAUUCAAGAGAAGCAAAAGUUAAGGAAUCCACUGAGGAUAUUGAGAGAGUUGAUGAUUGUGAAGAAAUUGCAAAAUUAUCAUUAGAAGAAACAAACAAAUCUACUAAGGAAGAUUUAAGGCCCGUGCAUCCUCUACUAAGAGUGAUAGAACCUCCUCCGCAGUCUUCUGAACCUACUAAAGUGAAAGAAGAAAUUAAGAAAAAGGGAACUGGAAAUUGUUCAGAGAAUGCAACAAGAGAAGCUGGGCCUGAGGGAUUUAAUUUAUCAGAGCUUGAACCGCACCACCUCAGACAACGAGAAGACUAUUUAAAACAGAAGCGAGAUACAUUGAUGGCUAUGAAGGAGUCAAGAAAUAAUCUACCAACACCAAAUAUAGAUCAGAAAGAAGAGGCAUUAUCUUCUAAAGAGGAAAUGUCAGAAGAGGAGAAGCAAAGACUACUGCUAAAGAGGAGAAUGCUUGCAGCAAAACUUAAAGAAGAAGUUAUUAACAAGCGCUAAGUUUCAAGAAUCUCAUUGUAAAAAUACUUGUGGACAAGAAUUGAAUCUCUUUUAGAAUAAAUUAUUUAACCAUAAA